Penicillium cataractarum is the source of this 609-nucleotide messenger RNA. Its product is annotated as 3-hydroxyanthranilate 3,4-dioxygenase. Gene Ontology annotation, biological process: quinolinate metabolic process; 'de novo' NAD+ biosynthetic process from L-tryptophan. The record is from RefSeq and is a predicted model, not a curated record. The transcript is spliced from 2 exons. Bases 1 to 609 code for a protein of 202 amino acids. NCBI's taxonomy places the organism in Eukaryota, Fungi, Ascomycota, Eurotiomycetes, Eurotiales, Aspergillaceae. Gene Ontology annotation, molecular function: iron ion binding; 3-hydroxyanthranilate 3,4-dioxygenase activity. Gene Ontology annotation, cellular component: cytoplasm.
AUGGAAUCACAAUCGUCAUCUAUGCCUUCUAUUCCGGGCCCAAUAGGCCUAUCUUCUUGGCUUGCUAUCAACUCAGAAAAGUUGAAGCCACCGGUGAAUAACAUGUGCUUAUACUCAGGGAAGGACUUUAUUUUGAUGGCCGUUGGAGGACCAAACACGAGGAAUGAUUAUCAUAGGGACAUGUUGCUGAAGAUCGUUGAGAACAAUGAUUUCCGCGACAUUGUAAUUCACGAAGGCGAAUCAUUUCUCCUACCAGGUAUGACAAGGGUUAUUUCACCUGGUUGUCCUUCAAACUCGGACAAUCUUGCGAGUACAUAUCACUUAUCUACACAUGUCUAUUUCACAGGAAACACGCCUCACUCUCCAAGAAGAUCAAAGGACACGAUAGGCCUGGUAAUGGAACGUGCUCGUCCAGCACAGAUGAUCGAUCGAAUUCGGUGGUAUUGUGAUAAUAAAGCGGCCCAUGGCGCAGUCCCUACAAUCAUCAGAGAGGAGGCAUUCUACUGCGCAGAUAUUGAAAUACACCUCAAAGAGGUUAUCGAUAACUGGAUGGAGGACGAGAAUAGCCGGAGGUGUGGCAGCUGUGGAGAGAUCGCUCCUGCUCAUUGA